Aegilops tauschii subsp. strangulata is the source of this 907-nucleotide messenger RNA. The record is from RefSeq and is a predicted model, not a curated record. NCBI's taxonomy places the organism in Eukaryota, Viridiplantae, Streptophyta, Magnoliopsida, Poales, Poaceae.
AGACGAGUCAUGGGCGGCAUUGGUGGAUCUUUGGUGUGAUGAGGCUGGAGCCUGGGCGGCUAUGAGAGUCAAAAACAAGGCUAACCGAGGGAAGGAGGGAGUACAUGCUCAGGGAAACCGAAACCACUAUCUCCACAAGGCAGUUAAUGAGGAGAAACUGAAGCGGCCGCUCUCACACAUGCAGGCGUGGGAGAUCGCCCAUACGCGGAAGGACCCCAAGCCUGGCGAGCCCAAGUACUACGGCAAGAAGACCGCGCAUAGGAAGAAGGCCUACUCCGAUGGGUAUCUGGCGUUACAUCCUGACACACGUGACCCCAUUGCGGCGGAUCUGGACGAAAGGGUGGUGGUGGGCACGGGGCCGAAGGAGCACGGUCGGGAGGCGGUUCUCGAUGCUGUGAUCACUCCGUCUAUCUCCUACACACAGCUCCGUCGGAUCGACCCGACCCUGAGCCAGCGCACGAGCACGCGCAUGAGCAGUGCACCGUCACUGUCCCUCUUUCAGGAGCAGCAAACUGCCUACAUGGAGUACACACGCCAGGAGACCAUGGCAUGGCACGACCGCCUUCAUGCAUACCAUCAGCAGAGGGAUCGCGAGAUGCAGCACGCUUUUCAGGAAAUGGCGGCCGGCAGGUGUCCUCAAUGGCCAUCAGCAGAGGGUCCUCCAGCACAUCCAGUGCUGCUGACCUUUGAGGAGUUUGUGGCACAGAACGCUGGCCCCUCGCCGGUUAGUUCAUCCCCAAUCAAUUCACCCAAAGCAUGUCAUGCCUUUCAACACAGUCUUAUAUCCCGUUAAUAUAUCUUUUCAACAUCCAGGGAACAGGUGCAUCUACCGUUGGCGGUGGUCUUCGCAACACUCCCGAGACACGGAGCCCGACCACUCCGAUCCACGGAGCCAGAGGCGGAGGCG